GUGAAUCACCCAGCAACCCCAUGGCUGCGCCUGCCCUGAAACCUCCGAAGAUUUUGAAGCGAUGGUACCUGGCGUUUUUGGCCUUGGCAGUGCCCAGUUGCUUCGUUGGCGGCAUCAACGGCAGUGUGGGUGUCCGGACCAAUCUGAGUGCUGAAGACCAACGGCAUCCAACCAGGACACAACGUGCCAGCAUCGAGUCUGUGGUGAAGCAUCCACGACUGCCGGUAUGGCCUGCUUGGUUUGGCAUUGUCUAUAUUCUGAUGGAUCUCAUUCUGGGCAAACCCGCCAUCGCCGCCAAGUUGGAGGAUCGAUUUGGUGGCCGUGUGUGUCCGAUGAUCUUCCGAAACACUGAGUCGACGGAUCCCUUUCUGCUGGUGGCACAUCAUCGCCAUUCCUUUUUUGCCUUUGAUCCAUUUCGAUACCUGUUCCGCUUUCUGUUGCCCGAGGGUUUCCCAGCCCAUCCCCACCGGGGCUUCGAGACGGUCACCUAUGUGCUGCGGGGUGGCCUCGUUCACCGCGAUUCCAUGGGAGUCAAGAAGUCGUACGGAGCACCGAAGGAGUCCCCGGGCGAUGGGGAGGAUGCAGCUGUCCAAUGGAUGACUGCUGGCCGCGGUUUGUUGCAUGAAGAAAUGUGGCGGACCGGGGAUACCUGGGACAGUUCUGAUCAGGAGCUCUUUCAGAUCUGGGUAAAUCUCCCGAAACGUCAUAAAAUGGUCGAUCCGCACAUGCAGAUGCUGGGAGUUCCAUCAUCAAAUCUUUCUGCCAAUCAGCUUGGAACAUUGCCCACUGAAGUCCAUGAACGAGGUCCCGUCCCGGUGGCCCAACCUUCCAAAGGGGUUACCGUUCGAGUCGUUGCUGGAGAAGUUGAUGAAGUGAGUAGUCCAAUCGAGACAUACUCAGAUUUGGCCAUCCUGCAUGUCUCAUUGGAGCCGGGGAGUUCUUGGACAUGGCCCAAACCUGUGGGAUGGACGUGUCUAUUGUAUACACGAAGAGGGGAAGCAAUGGUGGCAGACGAAAAAUUGCCUGUGCAUCACACUGCAACCUUGACACGCUCCUCGAGUGAUGUUACCAUUUCCGUCGACUCAGAGAAGGCAGAAGUCCUGAUCUUAUCAGGUGCUCCACUGCAGGAGCCCAUUGCGAUGGGUGCCAACAUCAUCAUGAACUCGAAUCAGGAGUUGGCAGAAGCGAAUGGGGAUUUGAGGGCCGGCUAUUUUGGCCCCAGCUGGGAGCAUACCGAAGACGACACUGAGUGGAUGAGGACCAUUCAGGAACAUUGGAGAUACAUGGCGCAGUCUUUCAAGUGAGCCGAAGCGCCGAAUGGAUGGUGAAUCCAGUGAAUCCAAUCUCUUCAUCAUGGGGUAUUUCAAUAGGAUUUGCUCAAUGAAAAAACUCCCAAAACUUGUGUUGUGCAGAGACUUCCGUCGGAAAAGCUUUGGAGUCCUGUCGAGGUAGCAGUGAUGGAGAUGGGAACAAAGUUGCGGUCCCAUCGGUCCUCCCGACUGAUUCCGUCAGCGGCAUUGAGAAAA
Molecule: messenger RNA, 1526 nt
Organism: Cladocopium goreaui
Lineage: Eukaryota; Dinophyceae; Suessiales; Symbiodiniaceae
Source: the annotation of a GenBank genome assembly